This is a messenger RNA of Pygocentrus nattereri (red-bellied piranha), 1416 nucleotides long. Its product is annotated as myosin type-2 heavy chain 1-like. The transcript is spliced from 3 exons. The record is from RefSeq and is a predicted model, not a curated record. The coding region runs from base 1 to 1416 and encodes 471 amino acids. Lineage: Eukaryota; Metazoa; Chordata; Actinopteri; Characiformes; Serrasalmidae.
AUGGCCCAGCAGCACUGGUCAUGGGUGAGCAGCGCAGCCGAUGAACAGAGCAGCCAAAGUGGAAGCAGGGCAAGAGAGCGUGGGUUAGAGAGUGAGCUGUUCAGAGAGUUAAACAGCGAGUUAGAGAGUGAGCUGCUCAGUGAGUUAAACAGCGAGUUAGAGAGUGAGCUGUUCAGUGAGUUAAACAGCGAGUUAGAGAGUGAGCUGUUCAGUGAGUUAAACAGCGAGUUAGAGAGUGAGCUGUUCAGUGAGUUAAACAGCGAGUUAGAGAGUGAGCUGCUCAGUGAGUUAAACAGCGAGUUAGAGAGUGAGCUGCUCAGUGAGUUAAACAGCGAGUUAGAGAGUGAGCUGUUCAGUGAGUUAUCAAGUGAGCUGCUCAGUGAGUUAAACAGCGAGUUAGAGAGUGAGCUGUUCAGUGAGUUAAACAACGAGUUAGAGAGUGAGCUGUUCAGAGAGUUAAACAGCGAGUUAGAGAGUGAGCUGCUCAGGGAGUUAAACAGCGAGUUAGAGAGUGAGCUGUUCAGUGAGUUAAACAGCGAGUUAGAGAGUGAGCUGUUCAGUGAGUUAAACAGCGAGUUAGAGAGUGAGCUGUUCAGUGAGUUAAACAACGAGUUAGAGAGUGAGCUGUUCAGAGAGUUAAACAGCGAGUUAGAGAGUGAGCUGCUCAGGGAGUUAAACAGCGAGUUAGAGAGUGAGCUGUUCAGUGAGUUAAACAGCGAGUUAGAGAGUGAGCUGUUCAGUGAGUUAAACAGCGAGUUAGAGAGUGAGCUGUUCAGUGAGUUAAACAGCGAGUUAGAGAGUGAGCUGUUCAGUGAGUUAAACAGCGAGUUAGAGAGUGAGCUGUUCAGUGAGUUAAACAACGAGUUAGAGAGUGAGCUGUUCAGAGAGUUAAACAGCGAGUUAGAGAGUGAGCUGCUCAGGGAGUUAAACAGCGAGUUAGAGAGUGAGCUGUUCAGUGAGUUAAACAGCGAGUUAGAGAGUGAGCUGUUCAGUGAGUUAAACAGCGAGUUAGAGAGUGAGCUGUUCAGUGAGUUAAACAGCGAGUUAGAGAGUGAGCUGCUCAGUGAGUUAAACAGCGAGUUAGAGAGUGAGCUGCUCAGUGAGUUAAACAGCGAGUUAGAGAGUGAGCUGUUCAGUGAGUUAAACAGCGAGUUAGAGAGUGAGCUGCUCAGUGAGUUAAACAGCGAGUUAGAGAGUGAGCUGCUCAGUGAGUUAAACAGCGAGUUAGAGAGUGAGCUGUUCAGUGAGUUAAAGAGUGAGAUAGAGGGUGAGCUGUUCAGUGAGUUAAAGAGUGAGUUAGAGGGUGAACUGUACAGUGAGUUAAAGAGUGAGUUAGAGGGUGAGCUGUACAGUGAGUUAAAAAGUGAGUUAGAGGGUGAGCUAUACAGUGAGUUAAAGAUGGAGUUUAGAGAGUGA